AUGUCCGAAAAGCCAGGACAACACCCACCAUCGACAUACGAACUUGACGACUUGGCUUCUUGUCAUGGUGUUCAAGAGGGUGAAUACGAAUACACCGCACUGAGGAGGCAAGGGAACAUUCGCUUGCUGCAUCUUCUACCGAGCGAGGAUCGAAGAAGCCGCUUGGUCUGCCAGCUGCGCGAGUAUCCGUUGUUGGCCUCGAACCAGGCCGAACAAAACCAGGAAUUACAUCUUUAUGAGGCCCUUUCAUAUACCUGGGGUGAUUGGUCAAACCAGAGAAGCAUAACCGUGUAUUCUCGUCGGCUAUCCGUCACCGAUAAUCUGUAUGAGGCUUUGCUGGCUCUACGAGAACAGCAUCUUCCGAGAGCUUUAUGGGUGGAUGCAAUUUGCAUAAAUCAGAGAGAUGAUUUGAAGAAGCAGGAGCAGAUUCAGCCAAGCUCUCCAUUCGAAACUGCUCGCUUCAACACAGCCGGCAUUGCUUCGCACGACAAGAGCGAGCUGGGUGAGCUGAUCGAUAUGUAUCACACCCGACAGGCUACCCUAGUGCAUGACAAGGUGCUCGCCUUGUUGGGCAUGAGUACCACCGACCCACCACACAAGACAUUCCUAAACUAUUGGGUUGGUUGGGAUGUUGUUUUCAAGCAGGUGGUAAAGUCUCUAUUCGGUGCAUUAGUGUCAGUUGAUACCUGGUCCCACUCACAGAAUUCGAUGAUGCCAACGGGCGGCAGAAGCUAUCCAUCGAGUGGAAGUUUUCACAAGCCCAACGAUUAUGCAUCGUCUGCAGGCUGGACGCUUCCACUUUCUGCGAAAUCAGUCCGGAGGGGUGACAUUGUCUGUAUCAUGAAGGGAGCGUCGAAACCUACCAUUGUCAGACUUUGCUCAAGCCUCUUCUCUAUCAUCGUGAGCAGAGUCUCGUGCUGCGGGCCAGAGAACAUCAGGAACUUUCCAUACCGCUUCUCAUUGAUAUGGGACUGGGGAUGCAGAGAGGAGCGACAGCCACAGAGGGGGCCGAGUCACCAAAGUACAGCUGUCAUUCUAGAAGCGGUAGGGGACUACAACGAUGCGGCACUGGUUCUCCUGGAUUGUGUAAGCAACUGCAAGUCCCUCGGGAGCAAAGCGCAGAGAUUAGAGACCAUCAAUCAGCUCGUCCUCCUGUACAGCAAGGCAAACCAGAUGGAAAAAGGAUUCAAUCGUCUCCGCAAAGAGCUACAAGGUCGAUAUCAGUACGACAGGGAUGAUUUGCAGAUCUUGGCCCCGGCAGCAGCCUCCCAGGAUGGGGAGGCCAUGCGGCUUCUUAUACGUCACGCGGGCGGAAUCGAUCUGACAGAAGCUGUGCUUCUCGCAGCCGUCCACAGCAAUAUGCACGGCCGUAAGGUCUUGGAGAUUCUCUUCAAUCAACCACGAUACCCCUCAAGUCCGGUCAGUGGCAAAGCAAUCACCGAGGCUGUGUUGAUAGCAGCCGCCCAAAAUAUACCAGAAGGUGCUUUAAUAUAG
Molecule: messenger RNA, 1494 nt
Organism: Podospora anserina S mat+
Lineage: Eukaryota; Fungi; Ascomycota; Sordariomycetes; Sordariales; Podosporaceae
Exons: 3
Coding region: 1-1494 (497 amino acids)
Source: RefSeq, a predicted model, not a curated record